AUGGUAAAUGUGUUCAGGAGAGGAUGUCACAGAGUUUUGGAUUCUGAAAGAACCACUAUCUGCUGUGCAGACGACAUACUUAUGGUCUUACAGCUGUCUAUUGCACAAAUAAACAAAGAGUUGCCGACUAUGGUAAAGAGGUUAAUCUGUGCAUAUUUAAUGUUGUUGGUGAACUCCAAGAAUGAUCUGGCCUUGGCCCAUGUGUUAAACAUUCCAGACCGAGGUCUUGGAAGGGACACCUUCGCUGAUCUAAAGCAUGCAGCACACAACACGCAGACGUCCCUUUAUUUGGCUGAAACAUCAUUCAUUAGAGCCAUACAACUCGGCGGAAAAGGCUAUGCCCCUUCAGAGACAGAUUCACUAAGGAAGCAUCUGACAGACUUUGUUCACUUCACAGACAAUUUAGAUGAAUUACUUGGAGAAAUUCCUGACCCGAGCUUUGCAGGGAGUCGGAUCAUGUCCACAGUUAAGGCACGCUUGCUAAAAGGCAGAAGCAGUGAGGAUGCCCUCUGUGCAGCAGCAGAGGAAACAGUACAAGAGCUGAGACUAAGAAUAAGAAUAUCAUCCAUUCUCAAAGAAACGACCAAUGCAUGCGCCAUCGGUAUUAGCCCUGCCUGGCCCAAAUGUUAUGCCAUAAACCAUUCUACAGCAUAUGGUGAUAGAGCGACUGUAAAAGUCCUACCACUUGAUGAAGAGGCAACAAGUCCCCCAAGUAGAAACAAAGCUGAUUUGCUGUAUGGGGAUGAGGGAGAUAUGGCUGAGGCUGGAGCAGCCUGCGACUUAACGCUAUUCAGAUGUGUUAAAGACUUGAAGGACAAGUAG
Molecule: messenger RNA, 822 nt
Organism: Polyodon spathula (Mississippi paddlefish)
Lineage: Eukaryota; Metazoa; Chordata; Actinopteri; Acipenseriformes; Polyodontidae
Product: PCNA-interacting partner-like
Biological process (GO): negative regulation of double-strand break repair via homologous recombination
Cellular component (GO): chromatin
Source: RefSeq, a predicted model, not a curated record